This is a messenger RNA of Diversispora eburnea, 2406 nucleotides long. The record is from the annotation of a GenBank genome assembly. Lineage: Eukaryota; Fungi; Glomeromycota; Glomeromycetes; Diversisporales; Diversisporaceae.
AUGAAUGACAUAACAGCUGUUCCAGGAUUUGAAGAUGAUUAUUUAUCUGAUUCAUCUAUAGAAAAAGAUUUUCGAACACCUUCACCUGCUCCGACUUAUGUAGGUAAAGGUAAACAGAGAGCUGAUCCUGUUGACGAAGCUUUAUAUGAUCGUCAACACUCAAUGAUUAAUAAUGAUCAAUCUAAUAAUCAACUUAAUCAAGAGAUAAUUAAUAAUCAAGAUAUCCAACCAUUAAAUCGAAAUGAACAAAGUGAUCAAAAAGAUUCAAAAGAUCCAAAAGAUCCAAUAGUUCAAAAUGAUACAAACGAUCCGAAUGAUCCAAAUGAUCAAAUGGUUGAAGAUAUGGAUUUAAACGAUAUAAUGGUACACGAUAAUAUUACGAUACAUGAUACAAUGACACCCAAUAUUAAGACUACACACGAAAUCAUUACACACGACGAAAUUAUGAAACAAGAUAACAAAGAUAACAUUAUGGUACAUGAUAUUAUGGUACCAUGUCCAUUAUCUAGUAUUCAAUUAUAUCUCAUUAAAAGUAUUCUUACAGAUGUUGAGUUAUCAUAUUAUUUAGGACAAGUAUCAAUGAAAGAGAAACCUGAUAUUAAAUUAUCUCCUUUAAUUAUGUCAAUUAAUAAUUGUCUUCAAAUAAUAAAUAAUGAAUUUUUACAAAAAAAUAAUGAGGAUCCUUUAACCAAGUUUAGUUCUUCAGCAGCAAAUUGUUGUAUUGGUAAAUUAAGAAUGUUGGAAAUUUUAUUAAAAAGGCUUAAACGAUUUCCUAUUAAAAUUGGAAUUGCGGUUUCAACUGAUAAAUCCAUGAAUACUAUAGUUUCUUUUAUGACUCAUAUCAGGCAACGAUAUGGAAUUAUUGAUGAAAACUCAUUUAAAGAUAACUUAAGGCACAAAUCUUCAUUCUGUUGGCCUAAAUUAGAUGUUGUCAUUGUUUAUGAUUCUUCAUUUGAAUCAAAUAAGAAAUUUUAUUAUCCAGUACAUAAUCCGAAAGUUACAAUUCUUCGUUUAACUUCUGUAAAUACUUUAGAGGAAAUCUUAAUUUAUGGAACAAUUAAGAAAUAUCAUUAUUUAAAUACACUUGAUUACGAAAGACUCUUAAAGAUAUUUUUUUAUGGAAUGAAAUGCAAGAAAGGUGAAGUAACUAUCGGAGUUCAUUGGAAGAAUAAUGAUUUUAAAGAGACUUUUGAAGAAUGGUUCAAAGAGAUUGGAUACCAUGAAGACAUGUUAACUGAUGAUGUAUCAGAAAUUUAUAAAAAUUUCAAUAUGAAAAUUAAUGAUAUUAAUUUGGAGAAUUUAUCUCAAUUAAAAGCCUUAAACUUUAGAUUAUCAGACGUUGAUAACGAUCAAAAUAUCUUGACUUCCGAAAUUCAACAGAAAUUAAAACGUCAACCAGAAUUUGUUGAUCCUGCUGAUUCAAAAAGAUUAAAACUUGGCAAUAGAUCUGCGAAUAAUGAAGAAUUGGCAAAAACUAGGAUGUCAGAAUUACAAAUAUCAUUUGAAAUAUUACAAAGACAACGAGAUUCAAUCAAUAAAGAUUUAUUAAACGUUCAAUCUGAACGUGAUAAUUUGAAACAAGAAGUAGCAAUAUUACAAGAAGAAUGCACUCGAUUAAAAGAGAAAUUAGUCAAAUAUGAAAAUAAUCAAGAAUUAUUUCGGUUAAAAGAUGAAAAUUCGAAAUUAAAAAAGAGUACCGUAAAUUUAAAAGAAACUACUCUAAAAUUGAAACGAUUUGAAAAAGAAAUAAAGACAUUAAAAUCGGAUAAUAAUCUUUUGGGAGAUUUAAAUGCUCAACAAUCAGAAGAUAUCGUAAUGUUAAAUAAUUGUUCAGAUGUAUUAAAUAAUAAAUUAAGUCAAAUGCAAGAAAAACUUAGGAUUAAGGAUGAACAAAUAGAUAUGAUGAUAAAAGAGAAAACAUGUUUAACACAUCUUAGCGUACAACAAACACAAGAAAUUGGACGAUUGAAAUCAGCCAAUGAGAUUCAAGCUCAAGAAAUUAAUGCAUUAGGGAAACAAUUGGAAGAAUUUACAUUUAGGGAAUUUCAAUUCACACGACGGGAAGAAUUAUUUAAAGAAAGGGAAAGAGAAAUAUUUUAUCAUCGAGAACAAAGAGAUAUGGAAUAUGAAAGAAAUAGAACGUUAAGUGAAGAAAGUAAUUUAAAUUUCCGGAGUACAUUCGGAAACGGAACAUCAGAUAUUAUGGUGGGUUCAUCAUCGUUAACUAGAAAUGGUGGCGUUGGUGGUGUCGGUGGAGGUAGUAUGGUUCGAUUUUCAUCUGAAAAUGAAUUUCGAUGUCAUUUUCAGAAUUGUAAUUUUUCGUUCAGUACUCAUACUCACACUCACACUCAUCAAAGGAGGGAUAAUCAUUAUGAUGAUGGAGAUGUGAUUGUUCUUGAUGAUUAA